Molecule: messenger RNA, 2041 nt
Organism: Branchiostoma floridae (Florida lancelet)
Lineage: Eukaryota; Metazoa; Chordata; Leptocardii; Amphioxiformes; Branchiostomatidae
Product: probable G-protein coupled receptor No18
Exons: 1
Coding region: 179-1609 (476 amino acids)
Biological process (GO): adenylate cyclase-activating adrenergic receptor signaling pathway
Cellular component (GO): membrane
Molecular function (GO): G protein-coupled receptor activity
Source: RefSeq, a predicted model, not a curated record
CGCCCGUAAAGGACAUGCAGGAUCGAUAGCAUUUGUUCCUUCGGGAGCUUACAACGGUCUCCCAGACGUUGCCUUGCAUCACGUCUACGCAAAUGGACUUCAACCUCCUCUCUUCUCUCUAUCGACAACUUUUCUUCGAAGAGGGCAUAGCAAGUACGCUAAAGCAAGACAGGGGAAGAUGGAUGCAGUUUCAAACACAUCUUUUAGAGGGAACGGGACAGAGGGGGAUUUUAAGGGAGGAUAUGGUCUUGGGGAGACUAUUGCUAUUUCCGUCACCAUCAUCGCCAUCAUAGUCAUGACGAUUCUGGGAAACUUACUGGUCUGCACGGCCGUUUUCAUGGAGCGGUCCUUGAGGCGGGUCCAGAACUGGUUCAUCGCUUCGCUGGCCGUCAGCGACCUGUCCGUAGGGCUGGUCAUCAUGCCGCCGGCCCUGGUGAAAGAGCUGAUGGGGUACUGGUACUUCGGACGGGUGAUGUGCGAGGUGUUCCUGGCCCUGGAUGUCUUCGCCUGCACCGCCUCUAUCCUGAACCUCUGCAUGAUCAGCGUGGACCGGUACUGGUCCGUCACACAGGCCGUGCAGUACUUCAAGAACACCAACUCCAAACGUGCCGGCUGUAUGAUCGCCGCCGCCUGGGUCCUGUCCGCAGUCAUCUCUCUCCCGCCGCUGGUCGGCUGGAAAACCAAGAGUCCGUCAGGAGAUGAAGAAUAUCCACAGUGUGAGUACAGCGAUAGUCCUGGCUAUGUGUUGUACUCAACUAUGGGGUCUUUCUACAUCCCUCUCGCUGUCGUAGUAUUUAUGAACGUUCGCAUUUUUAGUUUAGCGUUGAAGAGAGUGAAAAAGCAUCCUUCGUCAAGACCAGUAGCUACCAGACACAAACCCGAAGCUGUGAGCGUUAACAUAGCCCCGAUCGCAUUAAAGUCUAUAUUGAAGAAAUCAAAUGCAAAGCCAAAGAAGGACACUCCAAAAAUGACAGAAAGUCCAAUCGGCGUCGAUUCAAAUAAACCAUGCAUUAAGGUAACGUCUGAUCAAGAGGACCAACAAUGCGCAUCGGAAGAACAGGCAAACGGGAAUGUUGGAUGUGAAAACGGCCUGGUUGUUCCUGACGGGGGAUCAGCAACACGCCGUACUAGGAGAGUGAAGGUAGGGCCUGUUUUUGUAGAGGAAAUAACGUGUCACGAGGCAGGGUCAUGCCCACCCCGCGUGGAGUCGGACAUUGGGACCGGUGUGCCGUCUGAAUUCGACCCAACUUCCGUGGGACUUGACACCGCCGACGGGCCGGGAGACUUUACUUCAAGGCCCGACCAGAUCCGGAGAAAGCUUCGGCAAUCCCGCGAAAGGCGGCUGACUGUGGUCAUAGGUAUCGUGAUGGGGGUGUUCGUAAUUUGCUGGGUACCUUUCUUUGUUUCUUACGUUGUUGUGACGGUUUGUAGCACUUGCUCCUUAGACCCUGUCCCGUUUAGUGUAUUUGUAUGGCUGGGAUAUUGUAACAGUGCUCUGAACCCGGCGAUUUAUACUGUGUUUAACAGAGACUUUAGAAAAGCUUUCCGGAAAGUCAUAUUUGGACGCAUACUCCGUCAAUCAAAAUGCGAGCAGAGCUCGUUUGUCUAACGUAGAAGCGGAUGUAAGGUUACAGCGUGAAGAGGUUUCAUGAUUAGACGGGAUAACGAUCAAAUGAUAUAUCAUAGCACAGAUAUGAUUCAACGAUUAUCUGGCUCAGGUUAGCCUAGAAAAGGAAUUUGCUCUCAAUCUAAUUAUAAAGACGAAAUCAAUUGUGAAUGUAUUUUUUCAAGCAGUGAAUGGUCAUCUAUUUUCCCACAAAAUAGUGCUUGCGUCGAUUUUGUAGCAAGUCAGAAAAAUAUUCAUGAUCAGAUAUAUUGUGGAUAAUUGUAUGCAAACUAUAGCAGGCAGAUAUUCGAAGCAGUAAUACAAACUCAAGACUUGUAACAAUGAAAUAACUAACGAAGAAUUACGCCAAGUGCAGGUUUGGCCAAGCAGUAUAAACAUAUUCCAUUCUACUGUUCAUCUAUUAUCUAUACAGCA